GAGACCCCAGGUCCACCUCGUGUGUGUAUGCAGGUAGUGCAGGAGGAAGCUGAAGCCCAGAGCAAAGCGACCCCUGAGCAUCAAGACCUGCAGGGACACGAUGCCCGUCGAUGCCCUGGCCCUGAAAAAGAAGAUCCACAAGAUGGCCUUGGACCCUGCCGCCUGCGCCAUCCUCACCAGCCUGCUGCUCUACGUCACCGAGCAGGCAGACAGGCCUCGGGGCCCCCCUGCCACCCAGAAGGCAGCCGGCCAGGAGACCCGGGUGAGCCACCGGCCCGAGCCUCAGGAGCCCUACCGGCGGCCCACCAAGUUCCAGCUUCUGCAGUCCAAGUUCAUGAACCCCAACCGCGAGUCCUACAUCAAGAAAACCCGGGAGGUGGGCCGGCUGAUCUUCAAGGACAAGCAGGGGCCGGGCCGAAGCUUUGUCAACAUGACCAUCACCAAGCUCCUGGAGAAGACCAAGGAGAAAGCCAACGGCCCCGGGGAGGAGAAGCAGCUCAUCUCCAGUGAGAGGCCAAGGUGGGGCCACCCCGCCGGCAAAAACACGGUCAAGAACAUGCUCAAGAAGUUCUUGGCUGCCGAGGAGAAGGAGGCGAAGGAGAAAGCAGCUCGAGAGAAGCCCCCCGCUGGCAGGCCCAAGCCCACCAGUGGCCUCGUGCCCAAGAUUGUCGCCAAGAAGAACUCCGUCCUGGCCAAACUGAGAGAGAAAUUUGAACAAAGCAGUUCUCUCUGCUCGGAAGCCGGCGUGCUGCUGCUGCGAAAAGAGGAACGCAAGAAAAAGAACCUGCAGCGGAAGAAAAUGCACAGGCCGGAGGUCGGGGUGCUGCACACGGCCACCCAGGCCAGCACCUGCAUCAAGAUGCCCCCGGCCCGCUACCUGGCCUGCACAGCCGAGCCUGUGCCGGCCUUCAGCAUCGCCACCAUAGUCUGCGGGCCCCGGAGCUGGCUGUCGCACUGCGCGAAAAUUAACCUCUCCAAGUCCAGGAGCGCGCCCGGGCGAGAAGGCAGCCUGUCCUCCCCCGCGGGGGAAAGACAGCCCGUUGGGAGGACACCCCCAAGAAAGGGGCCGAUCAGUGCAGAGCUCCAAGGACAGUCCUUGGAGCCCGAGGUGACAGGUGGUGGGGAGCAUCACGUUGCUCCGAGCAUGCCUGUCCCCUGGGUGGAGCGGGUGCUAGACUCCCGUGCUGAUCUCGGGGUAGGCCACGCCCUUCAAGACCGCAUUCCUGACCACACUGAGUGGUCAUCGACACUCCCCGCAGCCAGCCUCCAGAGCGCAGGGUCCCAUCCAGCUACGGGACAGAGGCGAGAGAGCGUUGCCGGGGGUGUAAGGGGACCUGGCUCCAGGGCAGGUGUUGCCCAUGGGAGUGAAGCAAGAGCAGCCCCCUCACCUGGGGAGACUCCCAAGAUGACCAUGACUGUCUGUAGCUCCGAGGAUGAACCAGAAAGAGCUUCUGACACCGAAAGAGACCCCUUCUUUGCCACCCAAAAGUUCUUCCCGGAACAGAAAGUACCAGGACCCAUCCCACCGCUGCACACUCCAGUCGUGCAGGCUGCGCGGCGAGCCCAGGCCACCAUCGAGGCUCCACAAAUCACCGUCAAAUUCCCAGUGGUCUAUGAGAUGCCACCGCCUCCGGUCCCGCUGCAAGACGCACACAAGAGUGAGGCUGCGCGCCGUCACGCUCUGGGAGGAGAGGCUGCGCACGGCACUGCGAGGACAUCAUUUCCCCCCACCGUUGAAAAGAAAAGGGGCAACGAAGCCACAAUGAAACCAAGCGAACGUUCUGGGGAGCCGGCAAAAGUCAAUUCCCCUUCAGCGCCUGGACCCCAUGCUGAGCGGAAGCCAGCCGCACUAGGAGAGGCUGCUGGGUUUGAGCCUAACACCCCAGGGGCAGCCCUGACACCGAAACUCCAGGAAAACCCCACCCAUGUCGAGAUAAACAAAUGCAGCUUUGAAAGCUCACACGAUGUCAAGGGUCCUAUGGAGGCUUCAAGAGAGAAUCUUUAUGAGCUCAUUUCGGGGAAGCAGCAGCUACCAGACUCACAUGAAAUCCCAACACCUACCAAGGGUACCUUGUCAAAUCCCACUGCCACGUCGAGAAAGAGUCUGGAAGGAACUGUCUUCCCUACCUUGGGCGGUCAGCCAUUGCCCUCGUCCAGUACAAGCAGCCCGACGGUGCAGAAGGCAACUUCGCUGGCAACACCGCCCAAGGGCUCUGUGAAGUCUGGGUGCUCCACCUUGCCGCACAAAAACAUCUUGUCUGAGCAAGUCUCUGAGGGGGCAGCAUUCACAGAGUGUACCCAACCCAACAAGGCUGCUAAAGGAAAGGUCAGCCAUGAUUUUGACAAGAACAAACUGCCCUUGACGAAAGAAUCAUCCAAGCCAGCCAGCAAAGCAGGACCCGGUGUUGGGGAUCACACAACCCCAUCCUCAAGGAAUGCCCUUACCCCUGAAACUAACAUGGCAGAAGAACUGAAGACUUUUGACAAGGAAGCACACAGACAUGUUGCCACCAAAGAAAAUAGGCUGAUAGGCGAGGACUCCUCUGCCGACCCCAGCAAACAGCAUCCCUUGGCACUGAGUGGCUCGUCCAGACGCAGCAGCAGCGCAGCCAACGUGAGCGGCCUGGCUGACACCGAGCGGGGCCGGUCUUCACCCUCAGCGUACUUGAUAACUCGCCCAAAUGAAGCAGCCCGUGCCCACCUCCUGUUGGGCACGCCCCACUCACGGGUUUCAGAGGAAUUCACCGAGAGCAAAGAAAACACAGCCGGGGAAAGCAACCAUACUACAGCUACCGAAGGAAAUCCUUUGGGGAAUCACCUGAGGUCCCAAAGUCUAACUUCAAAAUAUCUGACCCCGCAGGAAAGUAGUGCCGCAAGGUCUCCCUGCCGCAGUUCGGGCAAGCAUCAGCCACCUUCUUCGACUCAACAGGCAAAGGGUAAGAUGUUUACUGAGGCCGGAAAACAGCCUUUUGUUGACGCUGAGCGUUUUCAGCCGUCUCCCACGAUGCCAGCAACAGAAGCAGAAGAAGCAUGUGUGAAUGGAACUGCCCAGGAGCCAAGACAUCCUAAUCUUCAAGCACACCUGUUACCUUCUGCAAGCAUGGUGUCCAGACACAAGGUGGGUGCCUCCGGUGGGGAGAAAGACCCGGCAAGGCAGCUGGUGCUGGGUAAAUUGGGGAGGCAAGACAAUCCCCGGGAGUCUGAGAGAAAGAGCUUGGGUCACGCGAGGCCACCCCAGACUCCACAGCCAGGUAAUUCUGGUCCAAAGAAAACAGCAUCUUUGGAUCAGACGGCGAUAUUGUGUACUGCUCAAAGGCCUCAAGCACAGCCGGCAAAUGACUGGGCAGAAAAGUGCCCAGUGAAGAGUCCCUGCGAGCAGGUGGGGAAGGGGCAAGAGCAUUUACCAGGCAAGCCAGGGAAGCGUGCCAGCCACCCAACUCAACGCGUCGGAGCCCCAUCAGAGAAGAAGCCAUUGGCACCGGUGGAAAACCCAGAGAGGCCAGGUAACCUGGCUUCGCUGAAAGGGACACAGGAAAGCAAGAUGGCACCCCAUGCCUGGGAGCAGCCCCAAAGCAGCACAGCCAGAGAAAAGCUUACUGCUGGUAAGAGUGGAAAACACCAAAGAGCAUCACCCAGGGACGGCCGGGAGAAGGAGCCUGCCACACAGCACACGCCCAAGGAACGCCAGCCCAACCCAAGCAGGAGCAAGGCAUGCUCUUCGGAGGCGUUGAGAGAAGGUUCUCUGGAGCCAAUGAAGGCCUCUGCAGUACCCACUCCUGACCCUGGGGGGUGCCAGACACCGCUCAUCUCCGUUCAGGACACACUUCGGGCAGGUCCUGGGGAAGAGGAAGACAUUUGGGACAACAUAGAGUCCUUGGAGCACAAACAACACCGAAGGUUGGCGCCGUUUGCCAAGUAUACAGCCCAGAGCUUCAGUGACCAGAAAGCCUUUGAUUUAUCCUUCAGACCAACACUGAUCAAAGCCAACAAUGCAAUCGAGUUUCCAAAAUAAGAGUCAGCACUCAGAGAAACCACAGCGAUUUCUUAACGUUUCACUAUCUGCUUAUCAUGUAUCUACCAUCGGAUUUUCCCCCCUCCCUCCAAAUCAUGUCGUUGAACUUCUGAACUUGUCUUUCCAGAGAUGUAUGGUUUAAUUCUUUUUUCUUUCGCUUUUACAUUAACUGGACCUUGAAAGACUGUCCCAUGGGGAGGGAGGGGGCGUGGAGGGGCCCGGCAUCUCCUUUCACACAGGUGUGUUCGGCUCUUAAGCCAUCAGUGAGUGAUGUCUCUUCUUAGGAGAUGCGGAAAAUGACACUGAGACAGAGGGCUGCAACCUGAGGUUGGCUUGCUUCCCAUGUGGUUUCCUUAAUCCAUGAGAUUUCUUUGAUUGUCUCUGCAAGCAUCUUCCAAAGAGAAGUACCAAACCUUCACUUGUGUCUUUUCCCAAAACAGAGUCUCUGUUCCGUUUUGCGAUUUGGGGUUUGGGUUUGUCAGCACGUGUACUUUUUUGGUGCUGAACUUUGAUGUGCGUGUCUGUCUGGUCAGCAAGUGGGAGAAACCCCUGGUGUUGAAGGAGUCUCGGCCUCUUGCAUCUGAGGGCCAGUUUCGGUCUCAGGACCCCUUUGUUCCCUUGCACAGUCUCUGGUAGGCACAGGCAUGGCUGACCUGCCCUGGUCUUUGCCUCACCACCUCUUGCUGCUGCUGUGGCUUCCCUCCUCCCUCUCGCCGUGGCUGUGGGUAGGUGUGGAACCCUCCCAAAGGCUCCCAGUCAGAAAGCUGUGAUGUGAUCACCAAAGAAGCGUUCGACAUCCCUCAUCAGUAGCCCUGCAGUGCCCCUCUGAGUGAUGGUCUAGAUCCUCACAGGCUGUCCAGCCAGCCCAGCAGUGCCAGUCACGGAGACUGAGUUAGGACAUACAGGAUCCGUAUAGCUGACAUACAGGAUCCGUAUAGCUAGACAGUCACGCCUGGGCCGUGGGAACUGCCGGGACCUGAAACAGAACAAACCAAGGAAAGAACUUAGACUCGUGCCACGGAGCCAGUUUCAACGCGAGCGACCCCACAGUGGAGAGUGGAACUGCCCCUGUGGCUUUCUGAGGCUGUAGCUCUUUACGGGAAUAGAAGGCAAUCACCUUUCUCCCUCAGAGUGGCUGGUAGUUUCAAACUGCCGACCUUGUGGUUAGCAGCCUAACAUGUAACCCACAACAACACCAGGGAAGAGCAAUAUUGAUUUCAGAGAAAGUAUUGAUAGGACUAAGUAGAGUAAGUAACAUAUCGUUUCGAACACUGUACUGUUAAGUGCGCAACUCCAAGAAGGCCUUCUUUUUAAAGCUUAUACUGUGAGGAAAGCAAACUGCUGCACCAUCUCUGCCUUUCGUUGUUAUUAAUAGCAGCCUCCACAGCCGCUUCUGUGUCCCGUCAGUAGACGGCUGUCACUGGUUUUAAGGACCUAAAAGCAACAUUCUCUUAUCCUGCUGGUACCGUCCUUAAACACACAAGUGGCUAUCUCUUAUUAUCUGAGAAGUGACAUUAUUCAUUCUUUUUUUUUACAUUAUAGGAUAAUGCAUUUUCAGUCUAGAAUAUUUGAAUGUUGUAUAAAAGAAUAAGGAAGGAAAUAAAAGUCACCAGUAACCA
Messenger RNA from Echinops telfairi (small Madagascar hedgehog), 5631 nucleotides. Its product is annotated as flocculation protein FLO11. The transcript is spliced from 2 exons. The record is from RefSeq and is a predicted model, not a curated record. Lineage: Eukaryota; Metazoa; Chordata; Mammalia; Afrosoricida; Tenrecidae. Bases 101 to 4012 code for a protein of 1303 amino acids.